Lycium ferocissimum is the source of this 1309-nucleotide messenger RNA. RefSeq names its product transcription factor FER-LIKE IRON DEFICIENCY-INDUCED TRANSCRIPTION FACTOR-like. The transcript is spliced from 4 exons. Lineage: Eukaryota; Viridiplantae; Streptophyta; Magnoliopsida; Solanales; Solanaceae. Gene Ontology annotation, biological process: regulation of DNA-templated transcription. The record is from RefSeq and is a predicted model, not a curated record. Gene Ontology annotation, molecular function: protein dimerization activity; sequence-specific DNA binding; DNA-binding transcription factor activity. Bases 198 to 1196 code for a protein of 332 amino acids. Gene Ontology annotation, cellular component: nucleus.
AUCUAUUCCACGAAUUUGUCAACUGCUUUAGCGUUUUAGUAUUACUUCUAACUUCAGCACUAACUAUUUCGAUUCCUUUCACCCCUAAAAAAAUAAUUCUCUCCAGCAUCUAUAAAUUCUCCGUAGACCCCUCACCAUCAAAACCAUCUUGCUGGAAGAGUAAAAGAGAGGUAACAUUUUAAAUAGACAAAAGAGAAAUGGAGAGUGGUGCUAAUGCAUUAACAAUGCCAAUGGAAAAUGUUAACGAUAUUGGGCUUAUUAAUUUCAUGGACGAGGCUAAUUUUGAACAAUUUAUUGAGCUCAUUAGGGGUGAAACAGCUGACCCUAUUGUGAAAUUUUGUCCAAACUAUGAAUGUGAACACCUUACAGGUUGUUUUGCUUCAUCCGACGUCCAAUUUGAGCCAACACCAAUGGAUAUAUUUGAUUGGAAUGCUACAAAUAUGUCCGAUCCGAUUUCAUUGUAUACUUCCCUUCCUGGAGAAAUUAAGAUCCACCGGGAAGAGGACGAGGAUGAGGAUGAGGAUGAGGAAGACAAUGAUUGUGGUGAAUCUUCUGCCACAACGAAUACUACCACCACCACGAGGGUGACACCACCAACACCUACAAAGAAGAGCGGGAGGACUGACCGGUCAAGAACUUUGAUUUCCGAGCGAAAAAGGAGAGGAAGAAUGAAGGAGAAACUUUACGCUUUGCGAUCCUUAGUUCCUAAUAUCACUAAGAUGGAUAAAGCCUCCAUAAUUGGCGAUGCAAUAUUAUAUGUACAAGGACUCCAAUCGCAAUCAGAGUUACUAAAGGCAGAAAUAUCAGGUCUUGAAUCAUCAGUAAGUGGAAUGAAUAACAAUCAAGGUGGACAAUUUCUAAAUACCAAGAAAAUGAAUUUCACGAGUCAAUUUGCAGCAAUCAAGAGGAUCUCUAAGAUGGACGUUUUUCAAGUAGAAGAAAAGGGUUUUUACGUGAAGUUAGUAUGCAACAAGGGACGUUACGUUGCAGCUUCUCUAUUCAAAGCUCUUGAGUCUCUUUCUGGAUUCAAUGUUCAAAGCUCCAACUUGGCUACUUCUGCUGAUGAUUAUAGUUUGACAUUCACUCUUAAUGUUAGAGAAUGUGAAGUGGAUAUGAACUUGGCCAAUCUGAAGCUAUGGAUAGCUAGUGCUUUUCUUAAUCAAGGGUUUGACUUCGAGACAUUACCAUUGGCCUAACGUCUCAUUAUUGUAAUUUUGUAAAAAUUCCAACCUUUCAAAGAAUGAGAAUGUCACUAAUCAUCGAUCAUCAUUUGUAACUUCGACAUUGUAACAUUAAAAAUUGAUUAGUA